Molecule: messenger RNA, 1485 nt
Organism: Gaeumannomyces tritici R3-111a-1
Lineage: Eukaryota; Fungi; Ascomycota; Sordariomycetes; Magnaporthales; Magnaporthaceae
Exons: 2
Coding region: 1-1485 (494 amino acids)
Source: RefSeq, a predicted model, not a curated record
AUGUCCAUCCGUCGGAAGGCCGAAGAACAAGCUGGACCGGCGCCUCUUUCAACCAUCGGCCUCGCCCGCGCCCUAGUGUCUCGCGCUGGGGGACCCGACCAUGGCUCGCUUUCCUCGGACCAGAGCGCCGCCGAACCCAUGGAUGACCAGACCCUGCGCGAGGCGCUUUCCCAGACGUCAGCGGAUGCGGCCCUGGGUGAAGCCACCCCCGCAGAGCCCGAAUACAUCUCAGGAAUCCGCUCCGAGCCUGGCAAAAGCCUGAGGAGUAACCUGAAAAGGCUCAGCGCGGCCGUCAAGGAUGCUGGUGAUCGCGAUUUCGAAAAGCUGCACGCCAGUGUGCGUGGGCCCGUAAAACACCUCUCCUUCACCCUCGCCUGGUUCAAGUACAGCGGCUUGUACGCCCCCAACCAGAAAUACGACAUGCCCCCGCCGCCCGAAAUGCUCGUCGACUCCUUCAACGAUUUUAUGGCCGACCUGAACAACAAGCUCGCCAGCGGCUUCGGCACCAAAUCCCUGCCAGAAGACCAGCUCGCGCGCUACAGGCUCAAGUCGGUCCUGCCCGAGAACCACACGCCGGUCCAGUUCAAGGGCUGGCCCGUGCUCCGCAUCAAGUUCUCGGCGCCGCUCAUGCGCGUCAAGGUCACGACCAGGGGACGCGGGCCCACUCUGGCCGAUGCGACCACGGCCGCCAUCGCCGGCCUCUAUGCUCAGGAGGACGUGCGCCAGCUGAUCAGGAACUUCAACCGCGUCGAGGCCGUCGUCCACGAGGCUCCACCGUCGUACGGGUUGCUGAGGAAGGUGUACACCUCGACUAUCAGCGCGGGCGACUUCCCCCAUAUCCAAACACACCAGGACGAAAGAGGCAACGUGCUCCGCGUCACCAAACAAAAGUGUCGCUUCGAGAGGCCCAUCAAGAUCAUCAUCGAAGCCCCAAGGCUCGGCAUCAAGGUCGAGGCCAAUGAAUACAUUGAAAAGGCGUGCCGCGACUUUCUGGAAGCACUCGAGUCUCGCGUGAAGAGCGAUGCCGAGGUCCCCGAUGCCCCCUCCAGCUUCGGGUCCGUCACCCACGAGAACGCGCGGAGCAUCCUCGAGCUACGGCACCCCGGCUGCGUCUUCUCGUUCUCGAUGCCCAGGGACCUGAGCCUGCGCCGCAUGGGCGUCCAGGUGGUCCAGUGCACCCGAAACUCGAUCCCGUUUGGCCCCUCGGUCCUAGUGUCUCUUCCGCCGAUUGGAAAGUGGAAAACCACAGAUCCUGCAAUUCAGAAGAUUGCCCGAGAAGCAGCAAACUUUGCCUACAUGGCCGCGGCCAUGUAUCCGUUCCAGGGCAAGGCGCCUAUUGGGAUGCCUAGCCACAGAAACCAACGACGCCUCGAGCUGUUAGGCUUCAGCGGGGAGUCCGACGAGGCGGCUGACGAGGAGGAGGGCGACGAUCCAGCAUGGCCAACCCCCAAAGGAAUCGACUUGUCAAAGCCCAAAACCUGGUAA